Messenger RNA from Clunio marinus, 183 nucleotides. NCBI's taxonomy places the organism in Eukaryota, Metazoa, Arthropoda, Insecta, Diptera, Chironomidae. The record is from the annotation of a GenBank genome assembly.
AUGAAAAACUUUGCAUAUUUAGAACCGUACGUGAUUAUGAAUUUCUUCAGUAAAUCUUUCUGCUGCAGAUUUUUAUUCCUGGAAUCUGAUAAUUUUCACAUGUUUGUGCAGUUGAAUAAAAUAGAAAUGAUAAAGAUAUUAAAUUUCAGUACAAUGCAACAUGAUCUGAAUGACGAUUCGUAA